This is a messenger RNA of Saccostrea echinata, 649 nucleotides long. RefSeq lists its product as uncharacterized. Bases 5 to 586 code for a protein of 193 amino acids. Lineage: Eukaryota; Metazoa; Mollusca; Bivalvia; Ostreida; Ostreidae. The transcript is spliced from 5 exons. The record is from RefSeq and is a predicted model, not a curated record.
GAAGAUGAAAUGUUAUUUAGGACUAGUGCUUAUAGCAAACACUGUAAAUGCCUUAAUCUCUAUAAAAGCCCAGAACACAACCGUAGAAUAUGGAGGAACAGAUAUAGACAUCAGUUGUGUAGUGAAUGGAACGUCCCUAGCCAAGGUGAUCGCUAUCCAAAUGAAGAGGUCCGACACAAACAUAGUAGCCAUUGUAAUGGACAAAGGUGUUUCAUGGCAAGACAAAGAAUUACAGAACCGGAACGGUGUGUCUGUUAAUGCCUCUAUAAGUAACGUCACGUCAUCUUAUCUUCGAUUGAUGGUAUUGAAAUCAGCUGUCAGAUAUCCAUCUGACAUGGGUAGUUAUCACUGUUCGCUCAGUGCACAUGGUGAUAGAUAUUCCUUGAAGACUGAAGAAUCUUCAAAACUAUUUGUGAAUAUUACAGGUUUUGAAGAAACUUUUACAAAUGGUUUUGAAGAGGCUUUUACAAAUAGUAGGGGCCUAUGCUGCAAACUUCUUUUGUUUUCCUUCGUAUGCACUUGUUUUUGGAUUAAUUGUUUUGACGAUAAUGGAGCAAACAUUCUGAUGUGUAUUGUAUUGUAUUAACGAAUAUCAUCCUACAACUCUUAUUUCAGGAAUGUGUGAUAUUUUAAAGUCAAUUUAAGUUGU